UCGGUCACUGUAAUGUUUCAGUAAUUCUAAUGGCGAACUUGUUAUUCGUUUACGUUGUUUGGCUGUCAGUAAUUCCCCUGAGUUCUGCUGAUCUGGGAGUCGUGUUUGUAAGACCGACUGGUUCAGGAGAAGAAUGGCAGGACCAUUACUGUAUAAACUACAACCCACAUUUCCAGAAGUUACCAUACCACCGGGAACAAGCGGCCACACACAGCCUGGUGGACCUCAGUACAGACUGGGGCUGUCUUGACAGCCAUGGCUACAACAAGGUUGACGCAGAUAACCAUGUGGUUGCUGUCGCUCGCGGCAACUGUACGUUUUCUGAAAAAGCCCUCAUGGCUCAACAACACAAGUCUGCAGCCCUUCUGAUUGUCACCAAAAGUGUGCUGGUUCCCAUUGCCAACAUCACAGAGUACGGUAUGAUAAACAUCACAGUGGCUGGUAUACAGACAAAGGACUUCACACAGAUACAGAAUAUAGGGCCCAGUGUUGACCUUUUGAUGUAUUCCCCCGGACUGCGGGACGAGUUUGACCCCUGUAUGGUUGUUCUGUUUGUACUGGCUGUCGGGUGUGUCACGAUCGGAGGGUACUGGUCCGGCCUCCGACGACACGAGAGAUCUGAAAAGUCACAAAAGUCAAAAAAGAGGAAACGCAAAUCUAAAAAAGCUAAGAAUGACAAUGACGAUGACAGUGAAGAUGAAGAUGAGAGUGUUGACCUGACGUUCCCCAGCAUCAUCGUCUUUGUCCUCAUGUCUUCAACGUUUCUGGUUCUUCUUUUCUUCUUCUAUGAUUAUCUAGUGUAUGUGGUGAUAGUAAUGUUCUGCAUGGCAGGGACCGCAGGACUCUUCGGCUGUAUACAACCUCUCUGGGACUUCAUCCCUUGUAAUACCAGACUUCCAGCAAACAAAGUACCAUGUUUCUCUGAUCGUCCUCAAAUAAAGAAUAUUGUUCUGGUUCUGUUGUGUGCGGGAGUGGCCAUAUUCUGGGGGAUACAGAGACAUGAGAGUUAUGCUUGGGUGAUUCAAGAUUUCCUGGGUGUGACAUUUUGCAUCAAUAUUCUCAGAAUCAUACAGAUGCCAAACCUUAAGAUCUGUGGUAUACUGCUGCUGGCCUUGUUUGUGUACGACGUUUUCUUUGUCUUCAUCACACCUCUCAUCACAACGUCGGGCAAAAGUAUCAUGGUGGAUGUGGCCACCGGAGGUUCUAGUACAACAGGAGAACAGCUACCGAUGGUGUUCGCAGUACCGCGCCUGACCCCCUCACCUCUAAAUGUUUGUGAUCUGCCCAUGUCCCUUCUGGGCUUUGGGGACAUCAUUAUUCCAGGUCUCCUUGUCGGUUUUAACCAUGGUAUAGACCUGAAGGUUCAAAGUAGAAAGGUUUACUUUACUGCAUCUGUGAUAGGUUAUGGUGUGGGGCUGCUCUUCACCUUUGCAGCCUUAUACUUCAUGGAGACUGGCCAACCAGCUCUCCUGUACCUUGUGCCUUGUACACUUUUAACAACAAUGGUGAUUGGCUGCUGCCGGGGAGAGUUCAAACUCCUGUGGAAUGGUGAUAAAAAGUGCCCCAAGAAGGAUGAUGAUCUUCGUGACGACACAACAGAACAUGUCAUUCCGGCUACGGUACCUCAAUCCAACACUGAUGACAAUGAUAGCAUCCGAAUCAGCAUUUCAAGUUCCUCCAGUACCGAUGAACUGCUUAAAUGACUAGGAUGGAACAGGCGAGGGGAUAGCUCUGUUCUCAGGAGUGCCAGACAAGGGGAGGCAUCAUUACUUGGGUUUGGUAGAAGGUCGAGAAAUAUGGAGACCAGAGGACUCCUCGAAGACAAGAUCAGUGAUGAUGAAAUAUAUAAUGUUUGAUGAUGGGAUGGAUGGCAAUCUCUGUGUUAACAACAUUGUGUGUUUAUCGUCUUUUUGUAGAUCAAACUGUCGGCAUAUUCAGAAUCAUAGACAGUCAGGAAGAAUUCAUAACACUUUGUAACUAAAAACAAGUUUAUUAUUAUACCUUAUUCACAUAAUCUGACUUGUUUGGAUACAACAAAUAAUGCAAAAAUAUCAGCUCAUUUAGAGGAACUGGCAAGCGCACAAUCACCAUCAAAUCU
This is a messenger RNA of Mizuhopecten yessoensis (Yesso scallop), 2098 nucleotides long. RefSeq names its product signal peptide peptidase-like 2B. NCBI's taxonomy places the organism in Eukaryota, Metazoa, Mollusca, Bivalvia, Pectinida, Pectinidae. The transcript has 15 exons. Gene Ontology annotation, cellular component: lysosomal membrane; Golgi-associated vesicle membrane; lumenal side of endoplasmic reticulum membrane. The record is from RefSeq and is a predicted model, not a curated record. Gene Ontology annotation, biological process: membrane protein proteolysis. Bases 30 to 1703 code for a protein of 557 amino acids. Gene Ontology annotation, molecular function: aspartic endopeptidase activity, intramembrane cleaving.